Molecule: messenger RNA, 3152 nt
Organism: Verruconis gallopava
Lineage: Eukaryota; Fungi; Ascomycota; Dothideomycetes; Venturiales; Sympoventuriaceae
Exons: 3
Coding region: 555-2855 (766 amino acids)
Cellular component (GO): nucleus; Z disc
Molecular function (GO): transcription coregulator activity
Source: RefSeq, a predicted model, not a curated record
CUUGGUUCGCAGCCUCGCGGGUCCAUGGCAGGCUCGUCGUCGAACGCCAUCAUCCGGCUCACGGUGCAGGGACCGUCUGUUUAGACAUGGCACAUUUCACCUUCUUCUGUUGUCGUCUCGCUCAAGGCGACUUCCUACUUUCUCUCGACUUGUUCUCCAGAGUACGAUAGCGUCCAUCAAUCCAUUCCAUUUGACGACUCCGGCACGCCGGUCGGUGCAGCAGGAACCAGCAUAGCCGCGAGUCCACCGUGCCAGCGAAUAGCAUUGCGAGCCGCUCAGCCUGGGGUUGAGUGUCAUUUCGAUUAACGAUCCAUACAACCAAGGAGAACCGCGACCACUCGCACCUGCGCCUUUUGCCUGCUCCAACUGUCAGUUGACCACCUCGAUAUCGGUCAGAAUCAACUACCCUGCAGCCAAUCCCCCAUACCACACGUCGCGGUUGUUGAAAGUCGAGCAGUCCGAACUUGCAAAACCUUACCUACCACAGGUCUGGACGUUCUUGCACCCCACCAAUUGUACGAACUUCCCCGUCUUUCGAAUGCAUUUUUUUCGGAAUGGCGGCAGCGGCAAGACCGGAGAGCUUUUUACCAAGUCUUAAAUGUUCGACAUGUGGGGUGGAAAUCGAUAUAGUCAAUCUAGCAGACCACGUCUGCAACCCCUUGUCUAAACCAUCAAAUGGCGACAGCACCAGCAACCCAAGCUCGGACCGCGCCAAUGUUAUGAAGGGUGACCCUGCGCUUCAGGCAGACCACUCGCUCUCUAUAGAUCCAGCAGUUCAGCAAGGCUCGAUCUUGUCGGAUGUACAGCAGCCUUCACCUGGAUAUCUACGGCCUGGAAAGAACGUGCCGCCGAAAAUCGAUUCCGCUGCAGCUAACCGUCCCUUUCUUCAGCCUGAAGCCGCGGUGACACCAGGAAGCGAUUACAGCAGUUAUACAAACGAGCAAGGCCUAACGCCUGUUACGCCGUCAACCCAGAUUACAACACCGUCCUCAAUGUUUUCGCGCAAGCCCAGCCUAUUCCCCUCGCGAUCGCCGAGUCCGCCGUCGCCAAAUUUCGCAAGUAACCUGGAUUCAGCAUUCCCUCCUUUUCGCUCAAAGUAUGAUCGCACUGAUCCAGGGUCGCUUAACAGCCAGCCGAAUCCCAUGAGGGCACCUCCCUCUCCAGGUGUGAGCGUGAUGCAGAGAAUGAACGGCAUAGCAGAUGGGCCCUUCAGCCGACCUGGACGAACCCGCAACGAUGCGCAAAGUGGUCCUAGAGAAAGACGGCCUUCGAACGUAGAAUAUAAGGCAUAUCAGGGAGGUGUAGACAACAGCCAUUACAGAAAGCCUUCCGAGCCGCAAUCUGUGUAUUCACAAACCUCUAACUACUCAGGACCCGCUAUGGAUCGUCAAUCUCGAACGCGCAAUCCUUCUCAAAGAGAGACACAGAACACGAUCAACUCGAUCGACAAAUUUCUGCGCGAGUCCGAUGAAGAACCACAGUCCACCAGCUUUUUAGCGCCGGAACAGAGGUCAGAAACAUUUUCAGAGGACCAUAGUGCUGCUUCGCAAAAUCCAUACGCAGGCUUUGCGUCAUCGCCGGCGAUGUCGCCAGCGAUGUCAGCGGCACCUAACAAGACAGAGUUCUUCCCAGGCGAGGGACGAAUAGAAGAGGAGAAGCGACCGACAACAUCUGCUGGGCUGUCGCGGAGCAAAACAAGAGGGCGAUUUGACGCGUUCAAAGAUCCCGCCAUUCAAAAUCCAUUCAUCCCCAUGGCAAGACAGCAGCCGCCUUCUCUGGAAACCGCAACGCGAGAAGUAGCAAAUUUGCAACUUGUUACAGAAACCAAUUCCCCGGACAAUGAUCCCAAAAGCCCUUGGUUUGAAGCGCCGAGGCCAUCGCCGUUGCCUCCAUCGACAGCCAAUGCGUCAGGACCGUCAACAAGAGCGCGGUCACGAACAAUGACACGGACAAAUGAACCAACGGCUGUCGAUCGCUUCUUGGAUAGCAAUGUGCCAGUGCCAUCACUCCCAGUGCAAACUCUGCGCAGAGAAGGGUCAGCCGCUCGAAGUGACGUCUCUCAUUCUCCGAGCGACUCAGCGUCUUCGUCUUCAUCUACCAACCCCUCUACGGCACCGUCAUCGGUCUCAUCUUUGUCUCGUAACGCCAGCUCAGACAGCACCCGAAGUCACCGAAGAGGCCUUUCAAGGACAGGGCGCCCAGACGCUCUGCCACCACCCGUAAUGCCCGCUGUGAGGAAUAUACCACCCCCUCUUGAAUCACCUGUUGAUCCAGCGGUGCACCAUAUGCGACGGCCGGCAGAUCCUGCCAUACAACUGGGAAGCGAUCCAAGAAGUCAGAUCAAUGACUCCCCACCGCGAUUGCGACAAGGAUCGAAGACAGAUAUCCACUCUCGAAGCCCUCCUCGUUUCCAACAGCCGAUCAGCAAAGGUGAAUGUCGUGGUUGCGGAACUCAGAUCUAUGGCAAGUCUGUCAAAGCAGCGGAUGGCCGACUUACGGGCCGUUACCACAAGGAAUGCUUUGUUUGCCGCACGUGCCAAACUUCCUUCCCAAGUGCGGAAUUUUACGUUCACGACAAUUCGCCAUACUGCGCUCAACAUUACCACGAACUCAACGGCUCGCUAUGCACAAAGUGCAACAAAGGAAUCGAGGGACGAUAUCUGGAGACCGAUCGCAAGGAGAAAUUCCACCCGCACUGUUUUUGCUGCUCUCACUGUCGUGUGAAGCUUGAUAUGGACUACUACGAAUUAGCAGGGCGACCGUAUUGCGAAAGACAUGCCCUCGCGAUCCCACGCCAACGUGGUCCAGGUGCACCUGUCGCUGAAAGGCGGCGAACUCGUAUGAUGUUUAUGUAACGACGAUUUCUCAACCCAUCUCAUCACUUUGCGUUCUCAUUGAAUAGCAGCUCAGGCUUGCAUAUCUUUCGCUGUAUACCCAUGCUGGACCAUCUGUGCAAUGCCUACAUCUGCAAAUUUCUAUCUUGUUUUAUUGCCAAGUGGCACCUACAUGAUACCCAUCUGAAGCUGUCUGAAACCAUUACCGCUACUAUUGUUCUGUGCCAUAACCCACAAAAUGGUACCUAUAAUGUAUAUUACACGUCUCCAGUAAGAUAGAUCCCAAUAACAAGGAUCCACAACCUACGCAUUAAUGCG